AUGGGAUGCUGCAAUGCUUCUUCCAAAUAAAAGUUACCCAACUCCACUUCAGUCCCUCGAGAAAUUAAAAUAUCCUCCCAAUAAGAAUGGGAUAUCCAGUUAAAUAGACACUAUUAAGUAAAGCAUAAUAAAUAUUAUAUUCCUUAGUCAAUUUUGAAUAGCUCCAUAUUUCAUCAAAACUUCUCAAUCGACAUCGUCAAUGAAGUUAACUCAGAAUAAGACAACCUAGUUAUUAUAAUUUAAGGUUCAUACUUAGAGCAAUUACAAUUAGGCAAGUGA
This is a messenger RNA of Paramecium octaurelia, 279 nucleotides long. The record is from the annotation of a GenBank genome assembly. Lineage: Eukaryota; Ciliophora; Oligohymenophorea; Peniculida; Parameciidae.